AUGGUUCCCAUCGACUUGUUUGACACGUUGUACUUCGAGGAAACGUCAACUGGACGGGUUGAACUAUCCGUUCAGGAAGCGUUGGGCCGGCGGAGCCAACAGGCACGUGGCGACGUCUUGCCGGAGGGAGCUGACAACCUUGUAGUGCGAGCGCUGCGGCUAUUGCAAGAACGCACCGGCUGCGGUCGAGGGCUAAGUGUACGGCUGACAAAGCGGAUUCCACUGGCGGCAGGUCUUGCCGGAGGAUCAAGCGAUGCGGCCGCCGCGCUGCUGGCGGCCAACCGUCUAUGGCGGUUGGACCUCGAUCGGGCAGAACUUUCUUGCGUGGCCGCAGAACUUGGCAGCGACAUCCCGUUCUUUCUGUUUCGCGGCGCCGCGAUUUGUCGUGGACGUGGCGAGAAGAUCGAGCCGGUUGCUCUGCCGGGUGCUUUGCACUUCGUGGUGAUUCGCCCUCCGAACGGACUCUCUACAGCCAAGGUGUUUGGCGCAUGCCGACCCGCGGAUAAAGCCCGAGAAGUCGGGCCAGUAGUCGAGGCAUGGAGUCGAGGUCACAUCGACUCGUUAGGUCGAAGGUUGCACAACCGAUUGCAACCGAUCGCGGCGGGUCUGUGUGAAGAUAUCGGACGAUUGGAGGAGGAGUUUUCCAAACUGGACGUCUUGGGUCACCAAAUGAGCGGUAGCGGCACCAGCUAUUUUGGCUUGUGUCGCAAUGCACGGCACGCGCGGCGGAUCGCCGCACAGCUGAGUUCGAGUACGAUCGUGGAGAUUACCGAAGUCCGAAUCAAGCUCAUGGAAGAUUUGAGCGAACGUCUCCAAGCGUUUUGCUCCAUUACUUUUGACGAUGCAUUUGUUGUUCGUGACUUAAAGAUCAUCGAAGGCUCCAACGGCCCCUUCGUGGCGAUGCCCAGCCGUAAACUCACGGUUCGCUGCCCGAAAUGCGGCUUCAAAAACCACCUCAGGGCAAGUUACUGCAACCAGUGCGGAACCAAGGUGCAGAACGAACACCUGGCCAAAGACACCGACGGCCGGGCCAAGCUGUACGCCGACAUUGCCCACCCCAUCAAUUCUGAAUGCCGGGAGAUGGUGCAGAGCCGCAUUAUCGAGGCGUUCCAAGAAGAAGUCGAACGCUCGAAGCAGCCUGGCUAUCAGUCGAGCUACGACGACCUGGACAACGACUACGAGUACGGCUACGCCGAGGAAGGUCACUCCUCGAACAGCACGCCGCGGCCGCACUUCCCGCAGUCAGGCCCCAAACCUCAGCAGGAAACGCCUGCCAAAGAGGAGUCAGACAAGCCGACAAACCCAGAGCAGAAGAAAUCCAAGGUCGAAUCGGCCGAACCCCCGAAAGGCCCGCACCAACAAACCUCACGCGAGGAAAAGUUGUCGCCCAAGAAAUUGGAGAACGAUGACAAACGCAGCGACGAUCGUGGAGGAUUCGGCGCGGGGAUUCUAGAUUGA
Cladocopium goreaui is the source of this 1458-nucleotide messenger RNA. Lineage: Eukaryota; Dinophyceae; Suessiales; Symbiodiniaceae. The record is from the annotation of a GenBank genome assembly.